Messenger RNA from Striga asiatica, 5634 nucleotides. The record is from the annotation of a GenBank genome assembly. NCBI's taxonomy places the organism in Eukaryota, Viridiplantae, Streptophyta, Magnoliopsida, Lamiales, Orobanchaceae.
AUGUUCAACAUGAGGGCCCGUUGUGUGGCUGCGAGUGUAGCGGAGAUCGAGUUGGCGCUGCGUGUAGAAUCUGUUUUCCUUUUAUUUUCCCUUGCCCAUUUUUCUUGGUUUCCUUGUCCCGGAAUUACCGAGCCCGUUUGGAUUUUGUCGCGCCUGCUCAGCUUGAAUGCUUCCGGCUCGUUCACGGAGGACUCGGAAUCGGAGAUUGAUGCGAUGCUCGAGCGGUUUUAUGGGGAUGCUGGAAUCUGGACCCAGAUUCCCAUUAGUCACUCAAACACAAUCAUGAAUCUGUACCCAGUUUCAAUUCCUGUGCUGUGUUUCUGUUUCUGUUUCCUCAUCACAUUCACAAACAGUAGUAAUGACCCAGCAACACAUAUAGCAGUAGACCUUUUGGUCAACUGUGGCUCGACCGGCAAAUCUACAGCACUCGACGGCCGGGAAUGGAUUGGUGAUGUCAUAAACCCGAAAUCCACUUCAUAUGUACAGAUCAAAGGCUCAUCAGCAAUCUCAACGGCUAACAGUCGGUUGAUAUCCGGAGAUGAAGUUCUCCACAGGACAGCUAGAAUUUCUCGUUCGCAAUUCUCUUACACAUUCCAAGUGGGCCCAGGUCAGAAAAUUCUUCGCCUUCAGUUCUAUUCGGCCCCAUACAAAGGUUUCAAAGGGUUGAAAGACUUGUUCACUGUCUUAGCUGGUCCUUUUACUUUGCUCGGCAACUUUAGUGCUUCACUUACUGCCGAUGCUCUCAGCUUGAAAUCUUUUACGAAAGAAUUCUGUUUGAGCAUACAGGAAAACGAACAAUUUACCGUAACUUUUAUUCCCGAGACUAGCCAAUCACUUGAUGCGUACGCUUUCGUAAACGGCAUCGAGAUUAUCUCUGUGCCUGCUAAUGUUCCUUACUUUCAAGGUUUAGACAAUGGAGUUCAAGUUGUUGGUCAAAAGUCAACUGUCUACGUCGGUCACCACACGGCACUUGAACUAAUCUAUCGAUCAAUUAUUACGCAAAGUUACGGUCAGUCAGAAUAUUCUGACGGCACCUUACCACUGUGGGCUUUACGAAAAGCAGAGAAGGUAAAGAACAAAACCUGGAGAGUACCAGUGAAUGUGGGGUUCAGGUAUUUGAUCAGGCUACAAUUCUCGGAGAUUGGACUCAAAAUCUCUGGCACUCAUGCUGUGAAGUUUCGAGUACUUAUCAACGGCAUGAUUGCUCACACUAAUAUUGACAUGGUAAAAGAAAUUUCUCCCGGUGAAAGUAAAAACAUUCCCUGGUAUUAUGAGGAUUACUUGGUGACAAUUAGAGGGCGCAAAGAGCAAGGCAAACGUGAUCUCUCGAUUUCUUUGCAUUCGCACGAUGAGCUCAUAGACGGGCUUCAACUCAUUUCUGCAUUCGAAAUAUUCAAGCUGAGCAACCAUGACAAUAGUCUUGCCAGUCCAAACUCCUUGCCUCCACCAUCUCGAAAUCCACCAUCCAAGCCCAUUCUAAUCUUUUUCUCAAAUCGAACUGUAUUUUCUUUUGUUGCAACAAUUGUACUAUGCCUGUUGAGCAUCACUGUUCAUAAGCUACGCGAGUAUUCGGAAGCUGAUCUUACUGAUGCACCGGAGGAAAAAAAUAAGCCAUCCGCAAGAGCCGAACGUCUCUGCCGCCGCUUUUCGCUCGUCGAGAUCCAAUCCGCCACUAGAAACUUCAACGACGGGCUUCUAAUCGGAAGUGGCGGAUUUGGUAAAGUCUACAAAGGCCUCAUCGACAGAGGACAGAAAAAAACUGUUGCCAUCAAGCGGCUAAAAUCAAACUCCACGCAGGGGGCCCGCGAGUUUCUUAUGGAGAUCGAGACGCUGUCCGAGCUUCGUCAUGCGAAUCUAGUUUCUCUAAUCGGUUAUUGCAAUGAAAACCGGGAGAUGAUCCUUGUGUACGACUAUAUGUCCGGCGGGACACUCGCUGACCAUCUCUACAAACUUCGGAGGACUACAAACGAUAGUUUUUUUCCUAAGCUAAAUUGGGAAAAACGUCUCGCUAUUUGCAUUGGGGCAGCCCGCGGGCUGGACUAUCUCCACACGGGCUGUAGAAUCAUACAUCGGGACGUGAAAAGCUCGAACAUCCUUCUGGACGAAGAUUUCAUAGCUAAGGUUUCUGAUUUCGGUUUGGCGAAACACGAGGAGGGUAACAAAUUGCAGAGUCACAUCAGUACGCAGGUGAAGGGCACAAGAGUGUACAUGGACCCGCAUUACUUCCGCACGCGUAAACUGACGAUGAAAGCCGAUACGUACGCUUUUGGUGUGGUGCUUUUCGAAACGCUGUGCGGACGGGCGGCGGUGGAUUUGAAUGUGGCGGAGGAGGAGCACAUUCUGACUGUAUGGGCCCAUGAUAAAAUAAGUAAAGGAGAGGUUGAUGGGAUAGUGGAUUCGAGUUUGAGAGUGGAGAUUUCGAAAGGUAGCCUUAAGACGUUUGCUGGGAUUGCCGAAAGAUGCUUGCACGAGGACCCAAAAAGCCGGCCAUCAAUGUCUCAGGUCGUGCAGCAGCUUGAGCUUGCACUCGACCAACAGAACAAUGGAUUAGUUUUGGUUUCGAGUGAGGUAGGGAGUGAUUUUGAUGAAAUUCGCGCUAUUAAUGACGAAAUCGAGGUCCCCACAAAGGCUUCCAGUUCCACAUACAUGCCGACAUCUCCACCGCAUUUAAGUAGAGAUGGAAAUAAACGUACGGGUCAUAAGCAGUCACGGGUUUGGCCAUGGGCUGCGUUUUUGGGCCGAGCCAUAGCACCUAGGAGAAACGAUUUGCUGCAAGAAAUUGAGGAAGCAAACCUACGAUCGCUCAAGUUUGAUUGGGACACAAUUGUAGCUGCUACGAAUGUAUUCUCCUCGUCCAACAAAGUUGGUCAUGGCAGUUUCGGUCCUGUUUACAAGGGUGUCUUACCUACUAUACGGCUGUUGGUUGCAAUUAAAAAAUUUUCGCCACCUUCCACCCGAGGCCAGAGUGAAUACAUAAAUGAGAUACGGCUGCUUUCCAGUCUCCAGCACCAGAACAUCAUCAAGAUGCUCGGCCAUUGCAUCCAUAGAGAGGAAAAGCUGAUUGUGUACGAGUUCAUGAUGAACAGAAGUCUAGACACUUUUAUCAGCGGCAAAGAACAACGACGCCAGCUUCUUACAUGGCCAGUUCGGUUUGAAAUCAUAAAAGGGAUUGCUCGAGGAGUCGUUUAUCUACAUCAGGACUCGGGACUCUCAGUCAUUCACAGAGAUCUCAGUGCACGCAGUAUUUUACUGGACAGCAAGAUGAUUCCAAAAAUUUCAAGUUUCGCAUUUGCAAGGACCAUUGGAGGAAUUCACUUAGAAAUGGACACCUCGAGAAUAGUUGGAACCUUUGGCUACAUGUGUCCGGAUUAUGUUAGGCAUGGAAAUGUAUCAGUUAAAAUGGAUGUGUACAGCUUUGGGAUCAUAGCCCUGGAGGUCGUGUGCGGCCAGAAGGUGAAUCUAACACCGCCCCUUGGUGGACAUGUUUGGGAGCUUUGGAAAGAAGGGAAAGCAUUAGAUUUGGUCGACGAAUCACUUGGAGGUGCAUUUGAAGCAGAAGAAGCUCUUAGAUGCAUUCAAGUUGGGCUGUUAUGUGCUCACCAGCAACCACAGCAUCGACCAAUGAUGUACUCCGUGCUUAAAAUGUUGGACGGUCACGAGCCUCUGGUCGACCCACAACAGACAUGGUCACUAGCUGGAAAUUUAUCUUCAGCAGGAGACUCUUUAUGUAGUGAUGCAACAUUUGAAUCCGAUGACGUACUGGAAAAUCGUUGGAAAGACCUGCAAGUGGCUCGUGACUUGAGGUUUGUCAUUUUAAUGGUUCGAUUAUUUGCUGGAUCAGGUUAUGGUUCUCUCAUAUUUUUUGCGACGGGUUUCAAGUACAGCUACUCAUUAAGGUUCGAGUUCGGCUCGUUACUAUUGAUAAAUGAGUGGAGUGAACUCGAGCUUGCAGACUUGGCGAGCAUCGAUAAAGACUCGAAACCUGAGUAUCAGAAGCUUGGCCCAUUCCUAUUAGUCACUCAAAACACAAUCAUGAAUCUGUACACAGUUUCGAUUCCUUUGCUGUGUUUCUGUUUCUGUUUCCUCAUCACAUUCACAAACAGUAGUAAUAACCCAACAACACAUGUAGCAGUAGACCUUUUGGUCAACUGUGGCUCGACCGGCAAAUCUACAGCACUCGACGGCUGGGAAUGGAUUGGCGAUGUCAUAAACCCGAAAUCCACUUCAUAUGCACAGAUCAAAGGCUCAUCAGCAAUCUCAACAGCUAACAGUCGGUUGAUAUCCGGAGAUGAAGUUCCCGACAAGACAGCUAGAGUUUCUAGUUCGCAAUUCUCUUACACGUUCCAAGUGGGCCCAGGUCAGAAAAUUCUUCGCCUUCAGUUCUAUUCGGCCCCAUACAAAGGUUUCAAAGGGUUGAAAGACUUGUUCACUGUCUUAGCUGGUCCUUUUACUUUGCUCGGCAACUUUAGUGCUUCACUUACUGCCGAUGCUCUCGGCUUGAAAUCUUUUACGAAAGAAUUCUGUUUGAGCGGACAGGAAAACGAACAAUUUACCGUAACUUUUAUUCCUGAGACUAGCCAAUCACUUGAUGCGUACGCUUUCGUAAACGGCAUCGAGAUUAUCUCUGUGCCUGCUAAUGUUCCUUACUUUGAAGGUUUAGACAAUGGAGUUCAAGUAGUUGGUCAAAAGUCAACAGUCUACGUCGGUCACCACACGGCACUUGAACUAAUCCAUCGAUCAAUUAUUACGCAAAGUUACAGUCAGUCAGAAUAUUCUGACGGCACCGUACCAUUGUGGGCUUUACGAAAAGCAGAGAAGGUAAAGAACAAAACCUGGAGAGUACCAGUGAAUGUGGGGUUCAGGUACUUGAUCAGGCUACAAUUCUCAGAGAUUGGACUCAAGAUCUCCGGCACUCGUGAUGUGAAGUUUCGAGUACUUAUCAACGGCAUGAUUGCUCGCAUUAAUAUCGACAUGGUAAAAGAAAUUUCAACCGGUGAAAGUAAAAACAUUCCCUGGUAUUAUGAGGACUACUUGGUGACAAUUAGAGGGCGCAAAGAGCAAGGCAAACGUGAUCUCUCGAUUUCUUUGCAUUCGCACGAUGAGCUCAUGGACAGGCUUCAACUCAUUUCUGCAUUCGAAAUAUUCAAGCUGAGCAACCCUGACAAUAGUCUUGCCAGCCCAAACUCCUUGCCUCUACCAUCUCGAAAUCCACCAUCAAAGCACAUUCUAAUCUUUUUCUCAAAUCAAACUGCAUUUUCUUUUGUUGCAACAAUUGUACUAUGCCUGUUGAGCAUCACUGUUCAUAAGCUACGCGAGUAUUCAGAAGCUGAGCUUACAGAGGCACCCGAAGAAAAAAACAAGCCAUCCGCCAGAGCCGAACGUCUCUGCCGCCGCUUUUCGUUCGUCGAGAUCCAAUCCGCCACUGGAAAUUUCAACGACGGGCUUCUAAUCGGAAGUGGCGGAUUUGGUAAAGUCUACAAAGGCCUCAUCGACAGAGAACAGAAAACUGUCGCCAUCAAGCGUCUAAAACCAAACUCCACGCAGGGGGCCCGCGAGUUUCUUAUGGAGAUCGAGACGCUCUCCGAGCUUCGGCACGCGAAUCUAGUUUCGUUAAUCGUUUUUUUCCUAAGCUAA